AUGGCAAGUACAGGAGCAGGUUAUGAUGUGUCAGUCUCAACUUUUUCUCCAGAUGGACGAGUAUUCCAAGUAGAAUAUGCUAAUAAAGCCGUUGAUAAUAGUGGUACAGCUAUAGCCCUUAUUUUUAACUCUGGUAUUCUUUUUGCUGUCGAUAAAUAUGUAGUUAAUAAGAUGGCAGUCUCUGGAACUAAUAGACGUGUAUUCUCUUUAGGUCGUGGUAUUGGCUGCUGCAUUGCGGGUUUUGUUACAGAUUCUCAUCGUAUUGUAAAUAUUGGUCGUUCAGAAGCUGCAAAUUAUCAAAAAUUUUAUGGUGAAACAAUCCCUAUAAAGGUAUUAGCUGAACGUAUAGCAAUGUAUAUGCAUGCAUUUACACUAUAUGGAUCUGUAAGACCUUUUGGUUGCUCUAUUUUAAUAGGGGGUAUUGAUCCUAAUCAUGGGACAGAAUUAUAUUGUGUUUCUCCAUCUGGUUCAUGCUAUAAAUAUAAGGCUAUGGCAAUAGGAAAGGGACGUCAAAUAGCUCGUAAUGAUCUAGAAAAACUUAUUGAUAGUAACUUAGAUGAGAAUGAAGCAAUGUAUGAAUGUGCAAAGAUUAUUAAACAAUCCCGUGAUGAAGGUGGCAAUUUGAAUGUAGAACUAGAAUUGGCUUUAAUUGGGCCUAGCUCUAAUUCACAAUUUUCAAUUGUAUCUAAUUCAGUAACUAGAGAAGUUGAAGAGAGAGUAGAUAAAUAUUUGGAUGAGUUAACUUGUGCUGAAUGA
Messenger RNA from Cryptosporidium muris RN66, 756 nucleotides. Its product is annotated as proteasome subunit alpha type 3, putative. Gene Ontology annotation, cellular component: nucleus; proteasome core complex; proteasome core complex, alpha-subunit complex. NCBI's taxonomy places the organism in Eukaryota, Apicomplexa, Conoidasida, Eucoccidiorida, Cryptosporidiidae. The transcript has a single exon. The record is from RefSeq and is a predicted model, not a curated record. Gene Ontology annotation, biological process: ubiquitin-dependent protein catabolic process. The coding region runs from base 1 to 756 and encodes 251 amino acids.